Messenger RNA from Labrus bergylta (ballan wrasse), 3584 nucleotides. The record is from RefSeq and is a predicted model, not a curated record. Lineage: Eukaryota; Metazoa; Chordata; Actinopteri; Labriformes; Labridae.
GGCUGGCAUGAUGGAGCGGAGGUGAGCUGAUAUUGGGGGACAAGUCUGGAAAAUAAGCGCUUGAAUACAACAAAAGUGGGUGGAGUUAAGAUUGCCGUAGGUAGAGGAAAGAUAGUUUCUGUCACACACCUCCAAGCCAUGCGUUAUGAUAACUGUGACCUCCGUUUGUGAAGAGAAUGCACGAGCAUGAAGCAGCGGCAGACAUGCGGCUGGUCCAUCGGAUCAACACAGGUAUGAAGAUCCAGGCGGGGGGCGAGCACAUGGGGUGCGGCGGAGUCAGAGAAGAUCAGAAGAGCCAGGUCAUCUGUCUCCAGUGUCAGGACGAGGGUGUGCGGGUCUGUCCAGGAAGUCCGCGCAGUCCUCGCUGCGCUAUCGCGACGCGUCUCUCCUCCGGAUCCGCAGACCGUGAGCCCAGCAGUGGCAGCUACAAUGUCUCUUCAGGAACCUUCUACAGCUGCGUCAGUCAGAUCACCAUCGGGUUUGACCUGGGGGGUCAAGUUGCCAUUGGUUUCUCCCACUGGAAGAGUCCUUUCCCUGGGAACAGCCAGAACCUUCCGAGUCCAGACUGCGUUCACUCUGAGGCCUCUGCAGUCCCGCCCAGCAGCGAGCACCUGGAGCCGGUGUCCUGCCCGGCGUCGCUGUCAAUCAGCCCGCUGCCCACCUUCAGUGCAAGCCAGGAAACGCUCUGUGACAGCAGCACAAGUGUGAGUUUAUCUCUACAUGGGUUUGAGCCCCACCAGCAGAGCCCCCACCAACGCAGAGUCCCGCUGCAGCCCUCCGCCUCAGGCUUCAAGGCAGCGGAGAGAACCCUCGCCUUCUCCUUUUGCAGAAAGGAGGCAGACAUCAUCAUGGAGGAAUCCUCGGCUGAAGCCCCGGACUCCAGCACUCAAGACGAUGUGCCUCCCCUUGAUAUGAAGGAUGUUAAUGUGCUGCUUGAGAGGGUGAGGUCUGGCGACACCAGCAGCCCGUCCCGGGAUGACGAUUCCACCUUGCUGAACCCGGGGACCCCCAGCAGCAUCCUCGACGAAAACUCAAAGUCUAAUCCUGGGCUCCCAGAGGCGAGGAGUAAAUCCAGCGGUCUUUGUUUCAGCGAUGGAAAAAGCAGUAUCGACUACAUCCUGGUCUACAGGAAGUCCAGCUCCCUGUCAGAGAAGAGGGAGGUGUUUGAGCGGAACAUCCGUGCCGAGGGCUUACAAAUGGAAAAGGAGGCCUCUAUAACAAACAGUGAUGUGAUUUUUCUGAAGCUUCAUGCUCCAUGGGAUGUUCUUUGUCGCUAUGCAGAGCUCAUGAACAUUCGCAUGCCUUUCAGGAGGAAAAUAUUUUACAUGAACCGACGGCACAAGUUCAUGAGCAGGAUGGAAAAACGCAUCAACAAAUUUCGUGGCUGGCUUCCCCGCAAACCCAUGAAGUUUGACAGCGACACUCUGCCCGACCUGGAGGAGAACGAGAGCUUUACCGCCCCCUUCAGUCGAUCACGAAUUCAUCAUUUCAUCAUCCACAACAAAGACACAUUCUUCAACAAUGCCACCAGGAGCCGCAUCGUCCACCACAUCCUCCAGCGGGUCAAAUAUGAGGAGGGUAAAAAUAAGAUGGGGCUUAAUCGUCUUUUGAGCAAUAACUCGUAUGAAGCAGCUUUUCCUCUUCAUGAGGGGAAGUACCACAGCAAGAACUCCAUCAGAACACACGGAGCAGAAAACCAACGACACCUGCUGUACGAGUGCUGGGCCUGGUGGGGGGUUUGGUACAAAUAUCAACCCCUGGACCUCAUCAGGUACCUUCAGAGGUAUUUUGGGGAGAAGAUCGGUCUGUACUUCGCCUGGCUCGGCUGGUACACGGGGAUGCUGUUUCCUGCGGCUUUGGUCGGCCUCUUGGUAUUCCUGUACGGUUUCUUCACUCUGGAGCACUGCCAGGUCAGUAAAGAAAUCUGCCAGGCCACUGACAUCAUCAUGUGCCCUAUCUGCGACCAGUACUGCCCCUACCUGAAGCUGUCGGACAGCUGCAUCUACGCCAAGGUCACACAUCUCUUUGACAAUGGAGCAACUGUUUUCUUUGCUGUGUUCAUGGCUGUUUGGGCAACCGUCUUCCUGGAGUUCUGGAAGAGACGCAGAGCCGUCCUCGCAUACGACUGGGACCUUAUCGACUGGGAGGAAGAGGAGGAGGAGAUUCGACCCCAAUUUGAGGCAAAAUACUCCAAGAAGGAGAGGAUGAAUCCCAUCUCUGGGAAGCCGGAGCCUCACCAAGACUUCACCGACAAAUACAGCCGCCUCAUCGUCUCAGCGUCUGGGAUCUUCUUCAUGAUCCUGAUUGUGAUUGCCGCUGUGUUUGGCAUCGUCAUCUACCGCGUGAUCACCGUCAGCACCUUUGCGGCCUUCGGCUGGGCUCUGAUCAGGAACAACUCUCAGGUGGCGACCACGGGAACAGCAGUCUGCAUCAACUUCUGCAUCAUCAUGCUCCUCAACGUGCUCUAUGAAAAGGUUGCUCUUCUUCUCACUAAUUUAGAACAACCCAGGACAGAGUCGGAGUGGGAGAACAGCUUUACACUCAAGAUGUUCCUGUUUCAGUUUGUCAACCUCAACAGCUCAACUUUCUACAUUGCCUUUUUUUUGGGAAGAUUUACAGGCCGGCCUGGUGCAUAUCUACGCCUCAUCAAUCGCUGGAAACUGGAAGAAUGUCACCCCAGUGGUUGUCUUAUUGACCUCUGUAUGCAGAUGGGGAUCAUUAUGGUGCUUAAACAAACCUGGAACAACUUCAUGGAGCUCGGCUACCCGCUGAUCCAGAACUGGUGGACCCGGCGGAGGCUGAGGAGGGAGCACGGAGAGACUGCCAAGGCCAGCUUCCCUCAGUGGGAGAGAGACUACAACCUACAGCCAAUGAAUGCCUACGGACUCUUUGAUGAAUACUUAGAAAUGAGUAUGUUGGUUUUACAGUUUGGCUUCACCACCAUCUUUGUGGCAGCGUUCCCUCUGGCUCCUCUCUUAGCGCUGCUCAACAACAUCAUCGUAUUUUUUGAUCUUUCCCGGAUCUGGUACGGUAUCCUGGAGGGAAUCGGCAUCUUGUCCGUCAUCACCAAUGCCUUCGUCAUCGCUGUUACCUCAGACUUCAUCCCUCGCCUCGUUUACGCCUACAAGUACGGACCUUGUGCUGGCCAGGGCCGAGCAGGAGAGAGCUGCAUGAUGGGAUACGUUAACGCCAGUCUCUCGGUGUUUCGAGUGUCCGACUUCGAGAAGAGAUCUGAGCCGCAGAUGUCUGGCUCUGAGCUCAAUGGAGAAGCGGUCAACUAUUGCAGGUAUCGUGACUACAGGGAGCCUCCAGACUCUGCUGAGCCGUACUCGUACACUCUACAGUUCUGGCACGUACUGGCAGCCCGUCUGGCUUUCAUUAUUGUGUUUGAGCAUAUGGUCUUUGCUAUCAAAACCCUGAUUGCAUACCUGAUCCCCGACCUCCCCAAGGACCUGCGGGACAGGAUGCGCAGAGAGAAAUAUCUGAUCCAGGAGAUGAUGUAUGAGGCCGAGCUGGAGAGACUGCAGAAGGAGAAAAAUGAGAAAAAGAGGAAAGACAGGACCCAUCACAAGGAGUGGCCCUGA